Messenger RNA from Ruditapes philippinarum (Manila clam), 1992 nucleotides. RefSeq lists its product as uncharacterized. NCBI's taxonomy places the organism in Eukaryota, Metazoa, Mollusca, Bivalvia, Venerida, Veneridae. The record is from RefSeq and is a predicted model, not a curated record. The coding region runs from base 223 to 543 and encodes 106 amino acids. The transcript is spliced from 4 exons.
UCUUCAAGGAUGUAAAAUGAUCGCGUUUAACAAUUAUUAUAAUGUAUCGGAAAACAAAAUACACUGUGUAAUAAGUAUUGUCAUAUGAAAAUAAAAAUAUCAUGUGAUUUGCCGCUUCAUUAAAAUGCAUUUAUGUGUACAUGAAACAAAAUAUGUCUGAUGUAGAAAGAAGAAAACACAAAAGCCGUUCUAGAAACACAGACACUAGACGAGCCGGAAUAUAUGUUGAUUAUCAAGAAGAUACCAGUAAACGAUCAGUCAUUUUGUAUAAUUCUAGGAGUUUACGUUGACACAAUACACGAGAAAAACGUUCCAAAAAUGGAUGACACUGAAGAUGAGCGCGCGCCAUUGUUGCGCAAACAAGAACGGCUAGAGCGUCAAAUAAUAUCCGAGAUAAAUCGAGUUGAUGCCAGGGUGGAUGAACUUCUGCCACACGCUGACAGCCUUUCUGAAACCACCAAUCGUUAUUUUGGCGAAGACGGUAAAGUGUUACGUAAGAAACGACCUUUUUGGAAACGAUUUUGUUGUUGCUGCUGUGGGUAACAAUACGUGACAUAUGCUUUAUUCACACAGAAAUGUUAGGAUGCAGACAUAUACUGGCACCAAAUUAAUGAAGCCUCUGAACAAAGAUAAGCAAGUGCAAUGCCAAAAGCAUGGUUUAACUAAAUGUCUCGUGUUAGAAAGUGACCUAGUGGGAUUUCGGUAUGUGUAAGGGCUAAAGCUAAAUGACUUUGUAAAAACAACAUUGUUGCACGAAAGCAUACAUCAUACAGUCUUGUUCAUCUUGGCUUGCAGAUAACAAAUUGUCACUUCAUCUAGGAAAGACUGUAUGCCUUAUUUUUGGUUUCAAGCGUAAACUGUAAAAAGUUAAAGAGCUUAAAAUUGUUUGUAAUGAACAUAUUAUUGACACCACAAAAUCUGUAAAAUAUCUAGGUUUGAAUUUUGAUGAUUCUUUGUCAGGUGAAUCUAUUGUUAACAGUAUUCUUACAAAGGUAAAUUCACGUAUAAAAUUUUUGUAUAGGCUAGCAAAAUUGUUUAGAUUUUAGGACUAGAAAAUAUUUAUGUCCAUCACUAAUACAGUGUCACCUCGAUUAUGCAUGUUCUUCUUGGUACCCGAGUCUGAACAAGCGUUUAAAAAGUAAGCUUCAAAUUUGUCAAAAUAAAAUUGUUAGAUUUAUACACGGUAUGGGACCUAGAGAUAGUGUCAAUAAUGUUAUUCUUGCGAAUAUGUCUUUAUUAAAUGUAGAAAACAGAAAUAAGCAAUUACGCCUUAAUCAUGUUUUUAAAAUUGUUAAUAACCAGUGCCCUUCAUAUAUGAAAAAAUGUACCUGUUACUGACAUUCAUUCUUAUUCAACUCGGGCGAAUCAGUUCAAUUUUAGGGUCCCAAGAUGUUAUGGGAAAGAUAAUGUAACUUUUUUUUCAAAAAGCAAUUAAUGAUUGGAAAUCCUUGCCAACAGACAUUAAAAAUUAAUAAUAUAGGAGAUUACAAAAGCUCAGUAAAGGUCCAUUUACUAAAACAGUUAGGAAAUCAUAGUUAACUUCACUAGUAUGAUUAGAUAUUGAUCUCCAUUUUUUAUUGUUUUCCUGUUUUCCUGUUUUGUUUUGCUUUUUUAUAUUGUAUAUUCUACUAAGUAUUUAUCCAAGGACCCCAUUGGAAAUAGGCCUUCGGGCUUUCAUGGGCAAUCCGAGGUUAUUGCACACUACUUUAUAUAUGCUUUCAUGCACUUACAUAGUCACCUUAUCAUUGAUAAAUAUCUAGUCAAAUGAAGAGAGAUAAAUUUGGUCUUUUCUUAAAUGUAAUUUUUUAGUUUUUGUUUUUUGUUUAUUAUUGUUAUUAUUUAUUAUUUAAUGAGCCUCCUGUGAUACUAAUGUUUGACAAACUUCCGAAAGUUUUUAUUACAAGUUUGUUUCAAUAACUUUCAUAUAAGAAUGCAUAAGUGUUUGUGUCGUGUAUAUGUGUAUUUCAACCUAAAUAAAUUUAUCUAUUUUUC